Molecule: messenger RNA, 3023 nt
Organism: Phymastichus coffea
Lineage: Eukaryota; Metazoa; Arthropoda; Insecta; Hymenoptera; Eulophidae
Product: DNA-binding protein SMUBP-2-like
Exons: 8
Coding region: 335-3010 (891 amino acids)
Molecular function (GO): zinc ion binding; DNA binding; ATP binding
Source: RefSeq, a predicted model, not a curated record
AUCACGGACAUCUACAUACUAUACAUCACAUAUAGUUCGUACAUACUCAAAAAGGUUAAACAUAUGAUCGGAAAGUUAAACCAGCCUUAACUAUAGAUAAGAACCAAAUAAGAAUUGAAGAGUGUAAUAUUAGCAACAUGUCAUUAUUAAACAUAUUUUUAUUAUUGAAAAUUCGUUAUCUAUAAUUUGAGUGAUAAUUAUUAAUAAGAGAUGAAUAUUCAUCUCUAUUUAUCAAAUAAUUUGAUUCUAAAAUAACAAUAUAGAACAUUAUAUUGAGUGUUUUAUAAGUUGUUAGUUUUUUAAUCUCAAGAUAUCUAAGUUAUAGCGAAAUACAAUGGAUAAAAAUAUAACAAAAUUUGUACAUAAACACCUUGAAUUACUUUUACUAGAGCGAGAAGAAAAUCUUCAACAUUUUUUCAAUGAUCUUUCACCUACUACUUUGCACAAUUUAGAACGUAGUGGUCAAGCAUUAAGUAAAUUAACUAUUACAAAUCUAUCAAACAAAGGACCAGAUCGCUUUCAGAUUGAUUUAGAAAGAGCAGAUGGUUUACCUAUUGAGCAUGGAUUGUCCAGUGGUGAUCUUGUUAUUUGUAUUCGAUCAAAAGAGAAAGGACAUAAUAUUAAAGCCAUUGUUAUCGAUGUGGGUGAGUCUAAUCUAAGUAUUAGUACUAAUGACCAAUAUGAAAAUAUUGAAGAAGAUGAAAUAUUUACUAUUGUUAAAACUGAUUCUGAUUUUACAUAUAAAACUCAAACCAGAGCUUUAAGUCACCUUGAAAAACAAGAUAUACAUUCAUCUUGCUGCUUGGAUAUAGUGAAGAUUCUUUUUGGCAGCGAUAAGAAUGAAAUACAUGGUCUUUUAACACUUGAAAAUCCUAUUCCUAAAAACUGCUUGGAUGACACUGGCAAUUUAAAAUUUUCAAAUACAAAUCUAGCUGAGGAUCAAAGAUUAGGUGUGGAAUUUGCUAUAAAAAGGAGGUAUUUUGCUAUUGUUCAAGGUCCUCCUGGAACUGGUAAAACUACAACACUGAUAGAAAUUAUUGUGCAGUUAUACAGAAUGAAGAAAAAAGUUUUAAUCUGUGCUCCGACUAAUGUAGCAGUUGAUAAUUUAGUUGUACGCCUUGCUAAUACAGAAGCUAAACCUUUGAGACUUGGUCAUCCAAUAAGAAUUGCUAAGGAUGCACUUAAAUAUUCUUUAGAUUCUUAUCUAGAAAGAGGUGAUGGUUUCACGGUUUUGAGAGACAUUAAAAAAUGUAUCAAAGAUGCAGAAAAGAGUUUGGACAAUAAAGGAGUUAAAAGCAAAGAUGUAAAAUAUACUUUUAAAGAAGUUAGGCAAUUGAAAAAGGAAUAUAAAAAAAGAUUGACAAGAAUAACUUGUGAUAUUCUUAGAAAUCAAUCUGUGAUUCUGUGUACUCUAAAUUCAGCAUCAGGAAUCGAUGGUCAGUUGCAAAACGUCCCAAAAGAUCAUUUUGAUGUACUGAUUAUUGAUGAGGCAUCUCAAGCUAUGGAAGCAUCAACAUGGAUUGCCAUACCAAAUGCUCCAAAAGUAAUUUUGGCUGGAGAUAUUAAUCAAUUGCCACCCGUAAUUAUGUGUCAAGAAGCUGUGAAAGGUGGUUUGAAUGUGAGUCUCAUGGAAAGAGCUAUAAAAGAUUUGAAGGAAGAUUGUUACAUUAGAUUGACAAGACAGUACAGAAUGAACGAAAAAAUAAUGUCUUGGUCUAGUAAAAAGUUUUAUGAUAAUACUCUCGAAGCUGAUACUUCGGUAAAAAGUCAUCUAUUAAAAGAUUUACCUUUAAUUAAAUCAGAUGAUUUAACAAAUGAGGCUGUUGUAUUUAUUGACACCUGUGGUUGUGAAUGUGAAGAAUUUAAUACUGGAGUAGAAGCUGCUUCAAAGGGAAACUUGGGUGAAGCAGUUGUAGUUGACAAAGUUAUUGCAAACUUAUUGAAGGCUGGUGUAUCUCAGAAAGAUAUUGGUGUCAUUACUCCAUAUUCUUUACAAGUGGAUUUUAUUCGCAGAUCAUUUGUAGCAAAAUCACUGCAAGUAGAAGUUAGUACUGUAGACGGUUUUCAAGGAAGAGAAAAAGAAAUUAUUAUAUUAUCAUUGGUAAGAAGUAAUGAAGAUAAAGAACUUGGAUUUGUCACAGACUUUAGAAGGUUAAAUGUUGCUGUCACUCGUGCAAGAAGGUUACUGAUAGUUAUUGCAGACAGUGAAACUAUGGAAAAAGAUGAAUUGAUUGUUAGCCUUUUAAAACAUAUUGAAGAUCACGGCUUGCUUCAAACUGCAGAGGAAUAUAUAUCUGAAAAUAUUGAUAAGGAAAUAGAGCAAAUGGAACAGACAUCACAAAGUAAUGUAAAACCUAAAAGUAAAUCUAAAGGGAAAAAUAAAUCAUCUAAAUGUGAAGUUACUAAGAAAGCUAUUAAACAGACACCAACUACAGCUCCCAAGGAAGUGAAUGUUCAAAAAGCCAAGGAAAUGAUAAGAAUACAGAAUAACAUUAUAAAUAUGGUUCGAGAAGGAAUGAAUUUAAAUAAUACUAUGGUAAAUAGAAAAAAGUUUAAUGUAUUUGAUACCAUUGCUUCAAGUCAGCGUGACGAUGAAGAAACCUCUAAUUUUGAACAAGAUACUGAGCCGGCCGAUUUAGAAGAAAGCGCAAGCAAAAUAGAAAAAUCGAAGCUAGAACCAAAAAAAUCACAAGAAAAGCCUGAAGAAAAAGAUGACUUCGAUAAGAUAGUUAAAGAGUUUCAAAAGUCAAAUUCAAUUUGCUCUUUUGAGGGAUGCAAAAAAUCCACGAAACUCAUCAAACUAAUUUGUCAGUUUUGUAAAAAAUGGUAUUGCUUAGAACAUGGAUUACAAGAAAUUCACGGCUGUUCUAACGAAGUUCGUCGAAAAGCGCAAAAAGACUUUAGGCAUAGAAAACCAGAAGCCACUACAACAAAAGAAAAAGAUAAAUUCUUUAAAAAGCUGAAAGAGCUCGAAAACGCUCGUAAAUCAAAGAAAAAAUCUACAAAAUAAUGAGUGUUUUUAA